CCCCCAACCCAAGGCAGGGCCCUAUAGGUGGAGAGUCGUGGGAGAGGUCACGGCCCCGCCCUCUCCUCUCCUCCCCUCCACACGGAAGCUCAGUGGCCCCCCUGCCAGGAUGUCUGACACCUGGGUCCUCGGCCUCGUGCCCACCUUGCUGCUUGCCCUGCCGGCUGGCCUCCAACAGGCUGCAGCCACGUGUGCUCCCUUCCACACCUGCCCUAAAGGAUUGAAGUGUUGUGGUGACACAUGCUGCCCAGAAUACCAGCGGGAGCCCUUUGGGUUCUUCUCUGGCCCCUUCAGGAUCUUUGUCAUCAUCUUCCUGAUUUUCAUACCGCUCUUGUGCAUCUGUGGCCUGGCUAAGCACAUCUUCCGCAACUGCAGAGAGCCAGAGCACGAGCCCCCCACGGAGCAUGAGGGGCCCCCGGAACUGCCCUCCAUCGCUCCCGAAGAGAGGGUCAUAGCACCCAUUUCGGACUCCCCACCCCCCUACAGCGAGGUUAUUCUGAAGCCGGAACUGGGCCUGCCUCCCACGGAGCCACCCCCUCCAUACAGCUGCAGGCCUGAAGAAUACACCAGGGCAUGCAGAGGCAUCGACAACCCAGCCUUCUGAGCCACCUCCUCCCUGGAACCCUCCUGCCAUCAGUCACCUCCUCUCCAAGACCUCCUGGAUCAAGCCAGAGACUCCUGGGACCAACCGCCUAGAAGGUCCUGCUACACCUCUGGCCAUUCUUGGUUUUAACUUAUUGUUUUCCUACCCCUGUUCCAGGCCUGUGGCCUCACUAGCCCCAGGAGCUGAUCUGAAGGGACCCCCUCCCACCGCCCCCAUCCCAUGCCAAGUUUGAGGCUGCCAGGGGGAAAAUGUGAAUAGCUGGAGGGGCCCAGGAGUGAAUGGGCCACUCUGAGGAGUGGAGAGCGCUUCCAGAACGUCGGCUGGGCCGCCAGCUCUGAGAUGUGUUGGGGGGCACUGAUGUACUCGGGGAGACAGGGCUGCAGGGCACUGAUGUACUUGGGGAGACAGGGCUGCAUGAGCUCUGAGCCAUCUGAUUCCACCCCAAUAGGAAAGACGCCCUGUUCCCUCCCCUCCCAACACAUGCACUCACUAAAGCUCAGUUGCUUGUU
This is a messenger RNA of Sus scrofa (pig), 1113 nucleotides long. RefSeq names its product transmembrane protein 92 (gene TMEM92). The record is from RefSeq and is a predicted model, not a curated record. Gene Ontology annotation, cellular component: nucleoplasm. Lineage: Eukaryota; Metazoa; Chordata; Mammalia; Artiodactyla; Suidae.